AUGUCGAAAAAGGAAAAGUCUUCUAAGAGUGAAGACACAGAAGACAACUAUGAUAAGCGCAUGGCUGCAGUAUUACCCUUUGCUCGCCCAUUAGCAUCCAAAAAGUUGAACAAGAAGGUAUUGAAGACGGUUAAGAAAGCAUCUAAAGCUAAGCAUGUCAAAAGAGGAGUCAAAGAAGUUGUUAAAGCAUUACGUAAAGGGGAGAAGGGACUUGUGAUAAUUGCGGGAGAUAUUUCGCCUCCUGACGUGAUCUCACAUAUACCAGUCUUGUGCGAGGACUCCUCCGUACCUUACCUUUUUAUUCCAUCUAAGGAAGAUUUGGGGUCUGCUGGUGCUACUAAAAGACCAACAUCAUGCGUCAUGAUAACACCUGGAGGAGGAAAGUCACAAAAAAAUGCAGAUAAAGUUACUGAAUACAGAGAGACAUUCGACGACGUUGUUAAAGAAAUAUCUACCAUCGAAUAG
Priceomyces carsonii is the source of this 465-nucleotide messenger RNA. RefSeq names its product snoRNA-binding protein (gene NHP2). The record is from RefSeq and is a predicted model, not a curated record. Gene Ontology annotation, cellular component: box H/ACA snoRNP complex; cytosolic large ribosomal subunit; nucleolus. NCBI's taxonomy places the organism in Eukaryota, Fungi, Ascomycota, Pichiomycetes, Serinales, Debaryomycetaceae. Gene Ontology annotation, molecular function: box H/ACA snoRNA binding. Gene Ontology annotation, biological process: ribosome biogenesis; snRNA pseudouridine synthesis; rRNA pseudouridine synthesis. Bases 1 to 465 code for a protein of 154 amino acids. The transcript has a single exon.